Petromyzon marinus (sea lamprey) is the source of this 3889-nucleotide messenger RNA. Its product is annotated as RUN domain-containing protein 3B-like. NCBI's taxonomy places the organism in Eukaryota, Metazoa, Chordata, Hyperoartia, Petromyzontiformes, Petromyzontidae. The record is from RefSeq and is a predicted model, not a curated record.
UCUGCACGUGGGUCAUCCAUUGGAGGCCUGCUUAAUUAGACGUGCCUCCAAUGAAUAAUGAGAGUUGUACAUUUGUAUCCAGCGGGGAGUUAAUAUAUUGGUGACGAGGCAAUUCAUGGACAGGUGAUUGAUGAGCAUUGGCGGAUGGUGGCAAUUCAUGAAUAAGGCGAUAUCUGCUUUGAGAAAGGGUCGCGGGCUACCCCGCCUCCCUCACCGCCUCCACCACCUCUCCCCCCACCCUCUCCACGUGUCAUGUAUCCCAGCCGAUCAUGCGGCAGUGCUCGGGGGAACGGCCCCUCCGCCGAUCACUCUGGGAGUCCCCAGAAUCGCUGCCAUUCUCCAGCAGCAGCAGGCGCAUCCUCGGCUGCGCACGCCCUGCAUCCUGCCCGGCAUCCCCUCGGCAUGGCGCUGUCACUGGGAUUCGGCCGCGCCCUGCUGCGCCGGAAGGCGGACGCGAGGGAUGUGCUUAUCGAGCGCAGGAACCUGGUGACCGUGUGCCGGUUUGCAGUCAAGGCCUUGGUGGAGAGGGGAGGCCUGGAGCCUGUGGGCGACUCCUCCGAGGAGUUCGUCAACUUCGCGGCCAUCUUGGAGCAGGUGCUUAGCCAUCGCCUCAAAGGGCAGCUGAGCUGGUUCGGCUACGAGAUGCCGCGCUGCUUCUGGGAUUACGUCCGCAUUGCGUGCCAGAGGGUGCCGCACAACUGCCUGGCGAGCGUGGAGAGUAUGGAGCACGGCGGCGGCGGCAGGGCCAAGGGUCGAGCCUGGAUCCGAAUGACCCUGAUGGAGAAGCGCCUGGGCGAGUACAUCUCCUCCGCCCUGCGCGACGUCAAGACCACGCGGAGGUUUUAUGGAGAAGGAGCAGCCAUGCUUGGAGAUGAAGCCCUUCUGCUGGCUGGAAUGUUCUUGGCCCUCAACUCAAUUGAUUUCAGCUUUUGCCUGAAGGGAGAGGACCUAGCGAAUGAGAACAACGCAGUCAUUGACUACACCCCGUACUUGAAAUACACGCAGAGCUAUGGAACGAUCAGCAGCGAAGGCGACGACAUGCGCACGCUGGGUAGCAGCAGUGAGGACGCCACCCCGGACGCCCCUCCCGCUGAGAUCCUGGCAAACGAGAACAGCUGGUACAGCAGGUACAAGCGUCUGGAGCAGCAGUACCGCCUGUCCUGCGAGCAGAAGUGCUACCUGGAGGAACUGGUGCGCGUGCGCGAGGCGCAGCUCGCCGAGGCAACGGAGCAGCACACGGCCGGCGUGCAGAGGCAGCACGAGAUGACCCUGGGCUGGCGAGUCAAGCGGCAGGGCAUGGAGGCGACCAUUCUGGCGCUGCAGGCCGAGCUCUCGGGUUUCCAGAGCGGACACGUCAAGUCCGCGCAGGAUCUCGCCGAGCAGCGGCGGGGCGUGCUGCGCGAUGCGACGUUGAGUGUGGACCUGGGCCGGGAGGCGGAGGAUGUGCUCCUCGCAGCCAGCAAGGGUGAGCAAUGCGAGGCUGAAGGCGAGGUCACUCCACUGGCGUGCCUCCCGGCUAAGGUGGGCCACGAACACGACCCCAGCGAGCUUCUGAGCCCAACGGGAGAGCAGGAGAAGUGCUCGCUCGCCUGUUUCCAGAGACACCCCCAAACCGCCAAAAAUCAACCCUAAACAUUCAGCGUCUUGCGUCAUCUCCAUCAUCAUCAUCACCCCCACCGUCUUGGUCGCAAUCAUCAACCCUUUGUUAAGCAGCAGCUGUCCUUCCACCGUAUUGGUUUAUUUCUAAUCUCGGGAAUCGUUCGUCAAAAUCACUCGAUAUUGUCAAGGUCGUGUCGACCUCGCCUUGUGCAGCCACCGGCCCUGCAGCGUCGGUGAGCUGUGGGGGAUGGGGGGGAGGGAGAGCGCCGUUUGGCUACAAAAGAAGUCGGUGCCAUUACUUCUCCGUGCUCGACUGCUGAUUGGAGUAUUAUGCCGCUGUCUUCAUUGCGGCAUUUGCCAUUUGGCAGUAAGUGCUUUGUUCCAGGGGUGAGGCGUGGAAGAGGAUGGUGUUGAAUUGAAGACUCGCUUUGUCCAGAGGGUUCCAAUAAAACAUCAAUUCGUGAUCAUUAGCCCACAGGCGUGCUGCCUAAGUCUGGAUCUAACGUCCUGCCCCUUGUUACAUCUACUUUGUUUCACCGGACAAUAGCCAGCAAUGUGAUGUAUUAAUGUCUUACCAAGUGGACACGCAAAAGCGGUUUUGUUUUUCUAUUUUACGUGCUGCCUUCUGAACACAUAAGCUGUAGAUAAAAUGUACAAGCUUGGAUGAGCCACGUGUUUUAACAGCCUAUAAAGUCGCCACACCACUUGGGUUGGUAUGACCCAAUGGAAAAUCAAUGAAGCAUGACUUCUGCUUUUGCAAGGUAUGGGUUUCCGACACUCUGAUUCUUGUGAUACACCCAUGGUGUAUGCCUUUCGACGCACACCAGUUAUUUCUCUGUUUUAAUAUAAAUCAAGUUGUUACAUGCUGAACAUGCCUGGUGAUAAGUAAACAUGUACCAUCAAAUGUAGAGAGGGCAAUGUAAUUUGAAUUGGCAUUCUCCAUACAUCGUGUGAGACAUACUCGCCACACAUAGGAUCUCGAUCUCAACUUGAAUUGGCGCUGUCUGCAUCGUGUGGAACUUGUUUACUCGUCAUCAGGAAUGUGCGGCAUUUAUCAGCAACAAAUACUUUUGUCAGAACCCCCAGUCAGGCUUCGCACAGCAAGAGAUCAUCCAUGCUCCCUUGCCACCCCCGUGGUCUGGAGCUCCCAGCCAUCCCUGCUGUCCACUCACUGCCUCUGUUUAAUGACUGACUGCUUCUAUAAACAUACCCGUUUUUUCUGUACAGUUGGGUAUAUUCUCUAAGGGAAACCUUCUUUUCGAGGAGACGCAUAGGGCUCAUUUUUGUCCACAAGACCUGGGCGGUCAUUUGAUUGCAUAGUUCAUUUCUAACUGUGAUCGCCACGAAUCCAGGAUCGUUCUAAAUCUGCUUUCGCUGAUUUCAUUUACAGACAGAAGCGUGCGUCAAAAGAUCGGGAGCGAAUUUUUUUUUAAUACCUGUCCUGCUUUAAUCAAAACGUGACGCUGCAGUGCUCACACUUACUCGAACAGAAUGAAUCAAAUGCCUUCCCUCACAGACACAUCUCUCCGAACUGCCUCAUGUUUCCCGUGUGCUGCUGCUGCUGCUGCUAAUAACCCAGAUAAUUCAGCGGUUGAUCAGGAGAGGAGCCAAUUACUUCACGCAAUCACACCCCACCAAUGAAUACCCUCACUGAGCCUCUGCAGAGGUGUCAUCGCCUGGGGCUUAUGAGUGCCACGGGGAAUUCUACCUGCAUCUCCUCCGUCGUGUGUGUUUGCUUUGGGGUGAUUGGCAUGAGAGGCUCGGCAUGUGCAGCUCUCUCGGGCUCAUCUGUGCGGCGCAGCACCCUGGGUUUCACCGAACACUGGGGCUGGAGGUCAGCUCCCAAGCUCAUCCAUGGAGUGAUUUUCAUUGUUUUGUCACAUGCAGCAUUUGAGCAAUGUUUUCACAAACGUUUUUUCUUUUUGUAAGGCAGCAAUGCAAUGUCCCAUUCCUAACACCGACGUUAGCGCUCCAGUUUAAGGUUUGUGCCUUUGUAAUGUUCGCCACAAUUUUGAGGCUGUGUGACUAAAAAUGCAUUUCCAUGCAGUGAAAUCUAACAUUACCUUAAAGUCUUGAGUCAUAUCGACAUACGCAUUACAACCCAUUGUCUGCGUAUUAACUAAGGGCCUUACAUUUUUUACCUGCAAUGUCCCUCUAAACUUCUGUACAAAAAGUUGACUUUCCUGCACAAGGACUCAUUCUAUCAUACCUGAGAGUUUAUCGAUUGAAAUAUUAAAAAAAAAGAUUUUUAUCCUUAACAAAAGCGUGCAGUAUUUUUAUUUCAAAAUAA